Messenger RNA from Juglans regia (Persian walnut), 2493 nucleotides. RefSeq lists its product as uncharacterized. The record is from RefSeq and is a predicted model, not a curated record. NCBI's taxonomy places the organism in Eukaryota, Viridiplantae, Streptophyta, Magnoliopsida, Fagales, Juglandaceae. The transcript has a single exon. The coding region runs from base 532 to 2232 and encodes 566 amino acids.
AGUGGGAGAAAAGAGAAACGAGCGCUCGCUCACUCAUUUUUAGUCUUUUUAAUUUUUCUUCCUUGGCUUGUUCAUCGCCAUCAUUAGCAACAAAGGUAACAGACCCCCCACCUUCUUCAAGUUUGAUUUUUUCUUCAAAUUUCAACUACCCAUGAGAGAGCUACUAGUGAGAGAAUAAAGCUACUACACAUUUACUUGCCCUCUCCUCUCCUCCUUUCCUCGUGCGUGCGUCAGAUCUUGGUUUCUGAUUUACAGUUCUGUUAAAUCUGAGAUGGGUUCUUCUCUGAUUAGUUCGGGGAGUAAGAAACCAUGAUCUAACUCAAUUUCCUAACCAGAUUUGAGCUUCCAGCUUAAUUUUCUGAUUUGGGUUCCGUUCGCUUUUCCUUGCGGUCCUCUGUUUCAUUACCAUUUGGCUUUUUAGUUUAAGAAACUGAGAAAUCCUUGCAUUGUUACGAAUUCUGUGAUCAGAUUUGAAGUUCCAUUUGCUAAUCUGAUCUGUGUUUUCCUUUGUUGUACUGUAAUUCUAAUUCAAUGGAAGAAGGUCGAGCAUUAGUACAUGUGUGCAAGUUCUGUAGCAAGAGGUUUCCUUGUGGUAGAUCCUUGGGAGGCCAUAUGAGGUCUCAUUUGAGCAAUAAUUCAGCUGAAACAGAAGGAAAACUCAGCAAAAUAAAGCUCUCCUCUUUCAACACUGGCAGAAACCAGACAAAUACUGAGAUGGGUUUGGAACCUGGGACUCAUGCUGGCUAUGGCCUCAGAGAGAAUCCCAAGAAAACUAGGAGGCUUGCAGAUUCAGGUGGAGAGGCUUCACUCUUUGACAAGUUCUGCAAAGAAUGUGGAAAAAAGUUUCAGUCUUGGAAAGCUCUCUUUGGUCACAUGAAGUGUCACUCAGAAAAAGAGAAGAAUUCCAAUAGCUUGGAGGAUCAGGAUUCAUUGACCAGUGCCAACCAGAAGCUGGCCAUGGACAGUCAAUCCGACAAUGAAACCGCAGCUCCAAAUCGGAGGAGGAGAUCGGAAAGAAAAACAAGGUACACGGCCACUGAAACCUCUUCUUUUUCUUUAGCCAAUGCUUCCUCUUCUGCUUCUGAGAUUGAGCAAGAACGAGAAGAGGUUGCUAUGUGCUUGAUGAUGCUUUCUAGGGAUGUGGGUCAUUGGGGUGGUUUGAAUUCUUCUGCUGAGUCUUCUGAUAAUAAUUCCGUGUUCUUAGAAACUCCAGAAUCUUUUCAAACUAACCCAAUUUCCAAAAUUGAGGGCAAGAUUUCUGUCUGUAAUGGUAGUGAGAAUGAGAAAGUGAAGAAACUCAGUUAUAAGAAGUUGGAGCCUGGUAAUUUGGAUUCUGAGGAUCUCAAAGGGAGACGGUCAGAGUUCUGUACUUCUGGCAAUUCAAGAAGUCGGUCUAGAAGAAACAAAACUGAAGCUUCAAAUGAUGGGUUUUUCAAUGAUGACAUGAUAAAGACAUCUCAGAUCGAUGAUCAAUUUGGAUUUGACGAUUCUGAAGUUGAAUUGGGGAAGAAUUUCUCCAAGGAGACUGCUUUAAGUCAAGCUCAAUUGGCUUCCAUUAAGUGUAACUCAAGCAAGAGAAAGUUCCACGAUUCCUAUGAUCCUGAAUUGAGAUCCGAGUCCUUGAAAAAUUUGACUACCAACUCUUUAGAGUCUGAAAUCUGCAAGAAUCCCCAUAGGAGGAGCAAAUUUGAGUGUACUACUUGCAACAAAGUCUUUCACUCAUACCAAGCUCUUGGAGGACACAGAGCUAGUCAUAAAAAGAUCAAAGGCUGCUUUGCUUCAAGGAUUGAGAGUAGUGAGAACAGCAUCGAAACCGAACUCUCUCCCGACCCUACUGCAGAUAGUAAGCUCGUGAAACUCUUCAAGAAUGAGAAUUCCAUUGACCAAGAAAUAGCUGCUGGUUGUGAUAAAAAGACCGAGACAAGCCAAGGGUCCAAGAAGAGUAGUAAGGGGCACAAGUGCCCAAUUUGCCUCAAGGUUUUUCCAUCAGGCCAAGCCUUGGGAGGUCACAAAAGAUCCCACUUGGUUGGGGGCUCUGACACUAGACACAAUCCUAUUCCUACCAUUGUGAUUCAGAAACCAGUCCCGGAAAUUCGGGACUUUCUUGACCUCAAUCUUCCUGCUCCUGUUGAAGAAGAGAGCAAUGACCAUGUUGGGUUCCCGCCGUGGUGGGUGGGAAGCACCCACAAGCACGAAGCCCUCGUGAAUUGGAUCUCUAAUCGAAUUUCUUAGUCCUGGCCACGGUUUCCACUAAAGAUUCCCCAAGUGUAUACACAGACACAACAAGUUUCUGGAUACUAUUUCAUUAAUUCUUUCAAGUAUUUCACCUAGUCAUUCCUGCUCACUGCCUUCAACUAGGCCAUCUUUGAAUUUCAUAGAUAAGUUUUUGUUAACAUUUUUUUUUUGUUUUAUCUGUCAAAGGAAUAAGCCACAUUUACUGCAUACUAAAUGCUCAUAUGAAUUUGUUUCAACUUGAAACUUCAGUUCUGUAAC